Molecule: messenger RNA, 4617 nt
Organism: Plasmodium malariae
Lineage: Eukaryota; Apicomplexa; Aconoidasida; Haemosporida; Plasmodiidae
Product: DNA repair protein rhp16, putative
Exons: 2
Coding region: 1-4617 (1538 amino acids)
Molecular function (GO): zinc ion binding; ATP binding; ATP-dependent chromatin remodeler activity
Source: RefSeq, a predicted model, not a curated record
AUGGGGGAUAAUUUAGAUAGGAUGUUCUCUAAGAAGGAACGAUUUUUUAAAGAAAUAAUUGAAACGAACUGCAUAUUUGUGAAAUCGUUAAAUCAUUGGGUUGGUACGAACUAUAUAACAAGAUUAAAAUUAAAAAAGGAGACUUUUAAAAUAACACCGAAAUUGUUAAUAAACAAAACUCGAUCAAAAGCUAGCCGAUGUCGCGUGUGCGGAUUUUCAAUCGAAAAAAACAGCUUAAGAAUAGGGUAUCCAACAAAAGAUCCUAGAGGAAAUUAUGGUUAUAUAAGUUGUUGGGUUCACCUAGAUUGUUGUAAAAAAAUAUUGUAUGCUAUUUUGUAUAUCAAAGAAAAUGAGCUCUAUUUACAAAACUAUUUAAACAGUUCGGAAAAAAACUUUUGUGAAAAUAGUUGUAAUAAUUAUGAACAGUACAUAUAUAAAAAUAUAAAAUGGGAAUUUUUUUUUGGAGGAUUUGAGGAACUGAGUGAUGAAGAAAAGGAAAGGUUAAAAGAAAUUGCAAAACCAUAUGAUGUAAAAAGUGGUAAGGGAAGAAAUAGUUUUGAGGCUUUGAUAAAUGAAGAGAAAGAAAUGUUUAACUCAAAUAAUUAUAUGAAAUUAGAAGGAAAAGUUAUUGAAAAUAAAUUAAAAAUUCCAAAGGAACUUAAAUUUGAAUUACUUGAAUAUCAGAAGGAAGGUGUAUCAUGGAUGAUCAAUCAAGAAUAUUCUAAUAUUAAAGGAGGGAUAUUAGCAGAUGAAAUGGGUAUGGGAAAAACAAUUCAAGCAAUAACACUAAUAUUAUGUCAAAAGAUAAAUUAUUUAAACAAAGGAAUGGAAAAAACAGAGGAUUGUAAUGGAAAAGAAAUAGAUGAUGUAUGGGAACAAAAAUGUCAAAUAAAUAAAAAAGAAAAUAAUGAUAUAAUGAAAAAUAAAUAUAUAACAAAAGAUCUAAUCAAAAUCAAAGAAGAAUCAGACAACAGUGUGAUCAUAUGUGGAAGUGAAGAAGAUACAAAUUGUGGAAUAAAAAGCGAAAUAGAAAUUGUUUCAAAUAGUAUAGGAAAAAAGGAAAUUAAAAAUAAGGCUAAUGAAGUCAAGAGUCAGGUUAAAAUUGAAGCUAUAAAAGAUAGGAGUAGUGACCAGUCUAGUGAUAAAAUAAAAAAUAAAUUACAUGGACAGACGUUAAUAAUAGCACCUAUUGCAGCUGUAAUGCAAUGGAAAUCUGAAAUUGAAAAAUUUGUAGAGGGAAACUUUUUAAAAUUAUACGUAUAUCAUGGUAGUUCGAGAAAAAUAUCGUAUGAAGAAUUGAUAAAAUAUGAUAUUGUUAUUACAUCAUAUGCUAUGGUAGAAGGGAACUUUAGAAAAAUAAUUACUAAAUAUAAAGUCCCCUGUGAAUAUUGCGGUAGAUUAUAUUUACCUAGAACUUUGGUUUUACAUAAGAAGUAUUUUUGUGGACCUAGUGCUGUUAGAACAGAAAAAUUGAAAAAAAGGAAAAAGAAAAACAAAGAUACCGCUCUAGUUGCUAUGAAGAAAUUUGAUGAUACGUUUGUUCCAACACCCAGAAAUACCCUAUUACAAAUUUUAAGUGAAGCUAAAGGUGCCAAUAAAAAUGAUGAAGAACUGAAGCAACCAAACUAUAGAAAAAAAAAAGAAAAGAAUAUGGAAACUAAAGGGAAUAAGCAAAUGGAAGAGAAGAAUGAGAUUAUUGUACUAAGUUCAGGGGAAUCAAAGGAUGACAGCUCGUCAUCGAACAAGUCCUUUUUUUCUCCUUUAUCUAGAAAAACAUCCAGUAGAAUUAUAGAUUUAUGUAAUGUAGGGUUUGAAAAGGAAAUAAUUGAAAGAACUGUAGAUAGUAUAAUACAUAAGAAUGAAGGGGAAAAUGGAGGAAAAAAUAAAACAAAAAGUGGAGUAAAAAAUAAAAGGAAUGUUAAUUGGAAUAUGGUUAUAAAAGACAUAUUAGAGAAUAAUCUGUACAACAUAGAUAUGAAUGAGAAAUGUAAAAAUGUUUUAGCCCAAAUGUAUUUAACAAAUAAGGAAAUAGAAAAUGAUGAACUUAAAAAAUUAAAUAUGGGCGAACUCAAGGUCCUUUUAAUAGCCUUGGGGAAACACGUUUUUGGUACAAAAAUAGAAUUAAUUAAUAGAAUUUUAGUCUCAGCUAAAUACAUAAGACAAGAGUUAGAACAGAUACAAAGCGGAGAGAAUAACGGAGAUAGUAACAAAUGUAACGAGGAAAAUAACGAAGAGAGUAACGACGAAGUGCCAAGGCAUGUGUCUGCUAAAUCGAAAUUAAAUCGUAAGAGUUAUGCAUCCGGUGAAGUUGAUUGUGGAAAUGAUUAUGAAAACUUGGGAAAAAGUAGUCAUAGGAAUGAUAAAGUGAAAACAGAAAAGAGUAAUAAAAAAAAAAUGAUAAAAAAAGGGAAAACCAGUUAUGUUAGGAGAAACACGAUCGAUUCCCAACGCCUAAAAGAAAGUAGUAAAGCAGCAAAAAAAGGAAUAAAAAGAAGAAAUACCUGUAACGUAGGUUUGAAGCAAAACAAGAAGAAGCGAAAAAUGGCAAUGCACAAAGGCAGAAAAGGAAAAGGAAAAAAAAACAGCAGCCACUCUAGUGAGGAUGAAGACAACGAAAGUGAUCGAAGUGACACUGACAGUGAUGAAUCAUUUAGAAUAGAAUAUUUAAAAGGAGAAGAGAGUGAGAAGAAUAUUUUUGGAGAUAACUCCUUCUCUGAGGAAAAUAAAAAGGAAACGAGUGAUUCUUUUGAUUCAUAUGAUUCAAUUAUCGUGAAAAAGAGCAAAACAAAAAGAAAGGGUUUGAAAACGAACGAGUCGCAUAUUUUAAUUGAGAGUGCACUGCAUCAGAUAUAUUGGAAUAGAAUAAUAUUAGACGAAGCUCAUAGAAUAAAAAAUAGAACGACAUCAACAACUCAAUCAAUAUUUAAUUUAAAAUGUUCAGGUUAUAGGUGGUGUUUAACUGGAACACCAUUGCAAAAUAGGAUUGGAGAUUUAUAUAGUUUAAUUCGAUUUUUAGAAUUCUAUCCGUAUGCAUAUUAUUUUUGUUCCAAAAAGGAUUGUAAAUGUUUAUUGCUAAAUUAUGAAAUGAGAGACAACAAAUAUUGUUAUGUUUGUAAUCAUUCUAGAAUAAAUCAUUUUAACUAUUUUAAUAAAAGAAUUUUAAAACCAAUACAAUCUUUUGGGUAUAAUGGAGAAGGCGUUUCAAGUAUGUUUUAUUUAAGAAAUGAUAUUUUGGAUAAAAUAUUACUAAGAAGAACUAAAAGUGAGAGAAAAAAUGAUAUAAAACUAAAGCCAUUAAUUAUUAGUAUACGGAAAGACAAAUUAUCAAACGAAGAAAAGGAUUUUUAUGAAUCUUUAUAUAAACAAACAUCAACACAAUUUGAUACAUAUGUUAAGUCAAACACAGUUCUUCAUAAUUAUGCCCAUAUUUUUGAUUUGUUAAGUAGAUUAAGACAAGCAGCUGAUCAUCCAUAUUUAAUUUUAUUUGGAAAUACUUUUUUAAGUGAUCCAUCAGGAAAAUUUAUAAAAAAAAAUUCUUCAAUUAUUCCAGCUAUUUCUAGUGAUUAUGUAUGUGGUAUAUGUUUAGAAAAUGCACCGAAAAAAAGUAAUAUUACUACAAAGUGUAAUCAUAAUUUUCAUAAAACUUGUUUGAAGCAAUAUAUAGAUAGUUUUGAAAUAGAGAAUAGAUCUAGUAUUAAUCAAAAUGAUAUGGAAGAAACAUCGGAUUUAUUGAAAUCCAAAACGUAUGAUUUUGUAAGCAAUAAUUAUGAAAACACAAUAUGUAGUAAUAAAGAUAUUGUAUUUAAUAAUAACAAUGAUGAGUCGGAUGGAAAAUUAAAUAAGAAAGCAAAAUCUAUUUCAGUAGUUAAGUUUAAAGAUAAGGAAAAAUCUGAAUUCAUUAAUCUAUUAAAUAACGAAGAGAAUAUGAAGGAUUAUCCUUUAGGUUGCCCAGUAUGUUACGUACCAUUGACUGUUGAUUUUCAUCUUUUAAAUGAAGCAGAUGAACAUGAUGAUGAAGAAAUUAUUAUAUGUAAAGAAGAAACAACAUAUAUUAAUAGGAGUUUUAUAAAUAGAAUUAACAUUCAAGAAUUUCAGACAAGUACGAAAAUAGAAGCCAUAUUUGAAGAAGUUCAAAGAGUUAUAAAUACUACUGAUGACAAAUGUUUAAUAUUUUCUCAGUAUUGUUCCAUGCUGGAUUUAAUUGAAUAUCAGUUAAAAAAGAACAACAUUAUAUGUUCCAAAUUAUUAGGUUACAUGUCUAUGGUGUCAAGAAAUAAUAUAUUGUAUAAUUUCAAUCAAGAUAAGCAACUUAGAGUUCUACUUAUCAGUUUGAAAGCAGGUGGAGAAGGUUUAAAUUUGCAAGUAGCAAAUAGAAUUUUUAUUGUUGACCCAUGGUGGAAUCCAGCAGCAGAAUUACAGGCUAUUCAAAGGGCACAUCGUAUUGGUCAAACAAAGACAGUUUAUGCUAUUCGUUUCAUUAUAGAAAAUACAGUGGAAGAAAAAAUUAUCCAAUUACAAGAUAAAAAGCAGUUAGUAUUUGACUGCACAAUUGGGGAUUCGGGGAAUGCUAUGCAGAAGCUAACAAAAGAGGACUUGGCUUUCCUCUUCCAUGCAUAA